Messenger RNA from Anolis carolinensis (green anole), 2077 nucleotides. It is a transcript of the gene zc2hc1c, whose product is annotated as zinc finger C2HC-type containing 1C. The coding region runs from base 378 to 1922 and encodes 514 amino acids. The record is from RefSeq and is a predicted model, not a curated record. NCBI's taxonomy places the organism in Eukaryota, Metazoa, Chordata, Lepidosauria, Squamata, Anolidae. The transcript is spliced from 3 exons.
GCGUGCCGGUGCGCGAGCACACGUUGCCAUAGUGACGGAGCCGCUCUUUGGGCCUCGCGGCUUUUUGAGGCGGAAGAUCCAUGUCUCCUCGUUAUCGGCAGCGGGUAAGCCGACUGGGCAGUCGCAUUCGUUGUGUGCGACGAUGUUAACUGCUAGCCUGCUUCCUCAACGACAUGGCUCUCAGUAGUAAACAACCCGGAGUACGAGUGCCCUUGAACUAGAGACGUCACCUCCAGUUCACGAAAAUUAGCUUAACUGCGGCCUGAGGCUUCUGCCAAACAGAGCUCGUUUCUUCAGAACCUCUGAGGCCAAAAUCAAAUGCCCCUUCUUGCUGUAUGUUUGAAUGAACCACACUGAGGCUUUCUUGGAAACGCUGAAUGGCUCAGUUGCAGCUGACUGCGUAUUCACCUAUGGAUCCAACAGCAUGCAAUCCAGGUCUUCCUGGAACAAGCCAGGAAAGAUGUCAUUCCGAAGCUCUCAAAGAACAGUCCCAAUUGGAACAUCUGAGGACUAACAUCCAACAACAGCUCCUGUGCAGUAAAGAUAAGAAGCAGGUAGAUCUUCAUAUCCAAAAAGGGCACAAGUCAUCUUGUUCUCAGCCUGCAGAACGUACUCGGCUGAUCUUAGAGAAAGCAGGCUUCUAUUCUGCUGGCCCUUGCAACUGGUAUUUCAAGGGACAGGCUGGCACAUUGCCCUCUCAUUGGAGAACCAAGCGGAGAGAAGGUGUGGACAGGGCAUAUCCACUUAAACCAGUCUUUCACCAUGAAGCAGGGAAUGCUAAUCUUCCCAGUUCUUCAGCUAGAGAGACUCCUUCUAGUGGUACUAGCUCAGAGAAAAAAGGAAGACUGAAUACAGUUAAAGUUCAGCAUGGUAGAAUGCGAGCCCCUUCUGUUGAAGAAUCUAAGAAAACAGCUUCUCAUCCACAAUGGGCAGAGUCGGGUUACAUUCAAAAGCUGGAGGCUGCUGGACGGAGCUUGGAGGAAGAGAUCCAGCGCAAGGAGGCCAUUCUCAGGGAAAAGCUGAGGAGAACAGAAGACGAGCUUCGAAGAAUUCAGUGGGAAAGGCAGCAGGCUGAAGCAGAAGCAAGAAGGGAGCGAGGAGCUCUAUGGGUUCCUGAGAGGAAAGCAGCAGGCAUGGCACAGGGUAGUUUUUCAAGAUUUACAACCCAGCCACGUACCUGUCAGAAGGCAUAUGUUUCAGAGAGCUCCAUGGUCUCAGUGGGAACUGUUCGGCUUUCCCAGCCACAGCAUAUAGAAAAGCUAAAAAAACAAAGGUUGGUGGCCAGCAACAGUAAAAUUCGAGAACAUACACCCAACUGUAGCCCAGAACUGACUCCUGUGCAUGACCUAGCUAUUUCAGUUGCAACUCCUUUAGGGCAGAUUAGCCAUUUGGCAGCAGAGCCAUUACAUACGGAGGCUCCAAGCAAUGUGGAGGAGUGGGGAGAGUGCAGGAUCUGUGGGCGGAGACUUUAUCGCUCCAGACUAGAGAAGCAUGUUAGCAUAUGCAGCAAGAAUCACAGCUCCAAGAGAAAGGUGUUUGAUUCGAGCAAAGCUAGAGCAAAAGGCACUGAACUGGAAACUUAUCAUCUCUUAAAGGGCUCAGAUAUUUCCCAGAAAAAAGCUUCCAACCAGUGUUCUGAUGCUUCCAAGAAAAUUGGUGAUAUAUCUAAACAAAGCAACUGGCGACAGAAGCAUGAAUCUUUCAUUAAGACCUUGCGCAGGGCUCGUGAAGUCCAGCGAGUAAUCUCCAAAGGAGGGAAGGCCUCAGAUCUUCCCCCAAUACCUGCCAUGGAAAACCCAGACUACAAACUGUGCCCUUAUUGCACCCGUCAGUUUGCACCUAAGGUGGCUGAGAGACACAUUCCCAAGUGCAAGAACAUUAAGAACAGACCCCCACCACCACAGCAAAAGAAACAAUGCUAGUAAUGAACCAAAGAGACUUUUGGUACUGCCACAGUUGUAUUGAGGCCCACUGUUGUUCCCCUCAGUUUGACAGUACAGAAAACUGAAAGUGUUCCCAGUAUUGUUCUUUUAAAAAUACUAAACUAUAAAGUUAAAAAAUAUGAACCAUGAAUAGA